GUUCACAGUGAGGACUGCGAGGCCUUACAAAUGCGGCCGUCCCCUGCCGCCAGCCCGUCGAAUGCUUUGGCCCCGCGAGGCUCACGAGGGCGAAGUCUAUGUGCAGGAUCUUCGAGACAACCGCCGUUUCAGGUCUGUCUCAAACCGACGGGCUAUUCAAGCGAUGAACAGCAAAGCAGGUGCCAAAGAACGAGACCGAGAAGGACUCGGUGCACCAACCCUGAGGUCCAGUCGAAGCUCCGCGCUGAACCUGCAGUCGCUUGUGUUGCUCGACAGCGAUGUCAGCAAGUUGACUCUGCUGGACCCGUCUGACGCUUCUAUUGCAGAGCAGCUGCUUGUGUGCUGGAGAUGCCAGGUCUUUGCCGCGGCCUGCUGCUUCAUUUGCCAGGUGCUCCUCGCAGGCUUCAGCCUGGCAUCGCUCCUUUUGGCCAUGGGCGGUGAGGAGGCGGCCACGGCCAGGCUUUGGCCAUACCAGGGUGGAGUUCUACAGGUACUGUCGCAGGUAUCAGCCCUGGGAAGUCUCCAAAACGCUUCGCGGGUGCUUCAGGCUUUCAAAAUCCCGGCGCCUUCCGAGGAGCAUUCUGCAGGUCUGCUGCUGAGGCGACUGAUGCUCACGAUUCUGCACAGCUCGGCCAACGUGGCUGUCAUCGUUGUCUGCGCGCUAGCGAGUUCUCGGACUGAGUCGCCUGGCCCAAGCUAUUCGCUUCUCCUCGCCCAGGGCCUGCUGGCCCAAGGCGCCUUUCUUUUCGGCCUGCCUGAGGCAGUCCGGCUAAUGUCCUCGUCACCGCGGCGCUUCUUUGAGAAGUCACCUGGAUUCGGCACAUAG
This is a messenger RNA of Symbiodinium necroappetens, 826 nucleotides long. The record is from the annotation of a GenBank genome assembly. Lineage: Eukaryota; Dinophyceae; Suessiales; Symbiodiniaceae.